UAAUCACGACACGGCCAGAGAGAGAGAAAAAAAAAUCACGACAUAUUUUGACAACAGACAAAUACUAUUGACAAAUUUGAUAAUGUCAAUCUCUAAUGUUUACUCAAACCCAAAAACUGCAAGAGCUUUGCGAAAUGGAUUCCGAUUUCUGGCAGAAACAAACUAAUGCAAACUACCUAUUUCUGUGUUAAAGCAAUAAAAAACUAAUUUACAGAGGUAGUUUUAGUGAUUGUUUCGUAAUAAUGGAGGGUUUUUGUCGAGGAUGUUUAAUUAAAUAUGAUAACCCUACAGCAUUAUUGCAAUAUACCGAGAAAAAUCGAAGGUUGUUUGUUUAUUCUACCGGUUUACAAGUGAAACGCAAUGACGCUUUUGUUUUCCAAUUGUGCAAAGACUGUUAUCUAAGCAUGAAACUUGCUUGCAAAUUCAAAAAACUCUGCCGAUCAUCAGACAAAAAGUUCAAAAACUACUUAGGAUUACAAGAUGCCGGCGAGAAUUUGGAUUUCUGCACAUUUUUAAAAAACAAUGAUGAUGCACUGACCAUACGAUUUCCUCAGAUAAUAGGAAACAGUACUCCAGGCAAUCAAAUUAGCAGAGAUGAAGAUAAUGAGUCAACAUGUACAAGUAUCCGUAACUUCAUGACGGAUAUAAUGCAGGGUGAGGAGAUGCCCGACACCGAAGCUCGUAUCAUUCGUGAGGUUAUCGAAGAAGAGGCAGAUGUUUUGGAUGAUUCACUGGACUCACACUGGCUGCAAGAAGAUGCGUCGAUUGACACCGACUUUAGGUUAGAUUUCAGUUUCAGUCCAUUUUCAACUCCAAGAUCGACACACGGCUUUACGCCGAAAAAAAUAACGGAAAACAAAAAUGGCGAGAUUCAUUAUUUUUCAACUAAAAAAUUGAUGGGCAAAGUUGACAAUUCAGAUAAACCAGAAAAACCGCAGAAUAAAGAGAAUGAAAGUAUUGAAAACAAAUUGAAUAUUCUAAAUGAAGAUGCUCAAGACAGUGAUAAAAUUGUAAAAGAUUUUUUUGCAGGAGAUAAAAGCUUAGAUCCAAUUGAUCUUGAUGGAAAUUUGGUGGAUAUAGACCAAAACAUUACUGUUGAUGAAGAGUUAUAUUUAGGUACGCGCCCACAAAAUUAUUACAUACCGACAGAUGUAGAGCCUGCACCUGUACAGUUAGAAGUUGAUGAUAAGAAAGUGGCUACGGAAGAUACAUCUAAAGUACAAAUGCAGUGCACUAUUGAUAGAAAUCUUGAAAAUGCUUUAAAAGAUGGGGAUGGCAAGGAGUUUUCUUUGGCAGAUUUGCUUGUUUCGCCACCUGUAGUGUUCCCAGAGGUCUCAGCGCCAUCAACACCAACAAUAACAAACAUUCUCUUUGGAAAAAAACUUGAUAUUGAUGGUGGAGAAGAUACAACUGAAAUUAAAAUAGGACAAUGUAUAGAAAAAUAUGAAGCCAUAGCAGGAGACAUGGAUAUGAUAGAAGAAUUCUUUAACCAGAAUGAUAAAGAACUAGAGAUGGAAAAACAAAAUGAUAAUGAAACAAAACCAGAAACAGAAUUGAAAGUUAAAUCGGAUCAGUGGUCUGUCGAGGAUAAAUUUGACAUCGAAAAUUGUAUUUGCAAAGUGUGUUCAAAAAAUUUUUCGAGCUCCAAAGCUUUGAGAAUACAUUCUGCGAAAAUACAUAAAUUAAAAAUCAGCAACCCAGAUAAAUAUGCAUACAAACACAAAUUGAGGACGUGUGAUACAUGUGGAAAAGGAUUUAGAGAUGAUGCACGAUAUUACAGGCAUAAGAUGAAUCAUAAAGAUGACAACAAAACAUACAAAUGUGAACGAUGUUUGCUUACUUUCGGCUCACAAGUUAAAUUAGACACGCAUAUGACUUCACAUACUGGGCAAAUACUCAAGAAACAGCAUACGGGAAAGCAAUAUGUGUGCAAUAUAUGUGGUGCCGUUAGCAAUCACUACAACAACUACAGGAUACAUAAACUACGUCAUACCAAGAACUAUACAUCAACUUGUAGCGAGUGUGGAAAAGGAUUCUUUAGGUCAUCCGAUUUAGUCAGUCAUAUGAGGCGUCACACCGGCGAACGUCCAUUUAAAUGUGAACAUUGCCAGCGUGCAUUCUCUCGCCGCGACGCCCUUAUAAAACAUGUUAAACUGCAUAUUGAUGAAAGGCAUUUUCAGUGCCAUUAUUGUGAUAAAAGAUUUGUAAAGAAAAUGGAAUUGAAGAAUCACAUACUCAAGUCUAAGAUAUGCAUAAGGUUAAGAAAUAAGGUGGCAGAAGAGGAAAAGUCAAAAGAUCAAAGUCAAGUGGAUGUAACAUAUGCGUUUGUCACUUCGAGCUGAAAAAUAAAUAGGAAAAGAAA
Manduca sexta (tobacco hornworm) is the source of this 2362-nucleotide messenger RNA. Its product is annotated as zinc finger protein 227. Bases 243 to 2342 code for a protein of 699 amino acids. The transcript is spliced from 10 exons. The record is from RefSeq and is a predicted model, not a curated record. Gene Ontology annotation, biological process: regulation of transcription by RNA polymerase II. Lineage: Eukaryota; Metazoa; Arthropoda; Insecta; Lepidoptera; Sphingidae. Gene Ontology annotation, cellular component: nucleus. Gene Ontology annotation, molecular function: zinc ion binding; RNA polymerase II cis-regulatory region sequence-specific DNA binding; DNA-binding transcription factor activity, RNA polymerase II-specific.